AGACUCUAAUGAGGCGGAUCUCCGAUGAAUUGGAAUAAGGCAGACCAUAUAUUUCCCGGGCACUAUUACACUAUUACGUUACUCAGCUAAACUUGUGUCAUACAAGACUACGGUUUCCAAAUCAAGCCAUGCAGUGGCAGAUAUAGCUGUACCCUGCCGUCUUCUGAUGAUUUCGACGGAAAAUACUAUUCCAUAGAAUCCUCUCAUGUACCUUUGCUGAUGUGUCGCACUUCUCGUGGUCCUCUCUGUAUUUCUACAUUAUAUGUUUAUCAAUUCAGUCUGCUUCACCGUCGUGGCUGUCGCAUCAUGUUCUUGAAACCUUGUAGUUGCCGCUGUAGUAGGAUACAAGGACUAUGCAUUCCAUUUUCGCCAUUAAACAUCAGUCAACCCUAUAUACGGCUCACAUUGGAUUGUGUAAUUCUGAGUCUUUCCAGCUCGAGUCCAGGAAAGAGAUGGAUCUGUUGGAUGAGGGAGUUGACAAUGGUAACUUGUUACUGAUCAAAAUGAUGACCUUCAGUUUUUGGAGUAUCGCGAC
Molecule: messenger RNA, 535 nt
Organism: Aspergillus novofumigatus IBT 16806
Lineage: Eukaryota; Fungi; Ascomycota; Eurotiomycetes; Eurotiales; Aspergillaceae
Exons: 1
Coding region: 220-498 (92 amino acids)
Source: RefSeq, a predicted model, not a curated record